Molecule: messenger RNA, 5079 nt
Organism: Pristis pectinata (smalltooth sawfish)
Lineage: Eukaryota; Metazoa; Chordata; Chondrichthyes; Rhinopristiformes; Pristidae
Gene: slc26a5
Product: solute carrier family 26 member 5
Exons: 19
Coding region: 175-2442 (755 amino acids)
Biological process (GO): transmembrane transport
Cellular component (GO): membrane
Molecular function (GO): chloride transmembrane transporter activity; oxalate transmembrane transporter activity; bicarbonate transmembrane transporter activity
Source: RefSeq, a predicted model, not a curated record
UAAAGGAAGACGGGCUCCAGCCGAGGCGUGAAAAUGGUUGGUUUAACUGACGGCUUAAUGAGGGUACCGUGACUGUGGAUCGCACGGCGAGGUCGGGAGUGGAUUUAUUUAAAGGAUACACUUGAAACAGUUUCCACUAUACUACAAGCAUUUGAUUAAAACCUCCAAUCCAAAAUGGACAAUACUGAAUUGAACGGUGUCCCAAGCUAUAAUAUUAGCCGCCCAGUUUUUAAUGAGGAAGCUUUCCGAGCCUACCUACAUAAGAAGAAAAUACAGAAGUCAUCAAAAAAAGAAAAGUUUCUACGUUAUUUUCGUUGUUCAACCACAAAAGCCAAGUCAAUACUCUUCAGCUUUGUUCCCAUUCUGCUAUGGCUACCCAACUACCCAAUAAAGGAGUAUAUAUUAGGGGACAUAAUUUCUGGUGUGAGCACUGGAGUAGUGCAGCUACCUCAAAGUUUAGCAUAUGCCAUUUUGGCAAGUGUUCCCCCUGUAUUUGGGCUGUAUAGUUCAUUUUUUCCAGUUCUAUUAUACAUGGUAUUUGGGACAUCAAGACAUGUGUCAGUAGGCACUUUUGCAGUUAUCAGUUUAAUGGUUGGUGGAGUGGCUAUAAAACUUGUCCCAGAUGAUAUGUUUGUGGAUUCCUUAAAUGCAACUAAUAACUCCCUGGCACUUGCAGAAAGAGAUGCAAUGAGAGUUAAAGUAGCGACGGCUACAGCUUUCUUAUCAGGAAUUCUGCAGUUUUGCCUUGGGCUUCUACAUUUUGGAUUUGUUGUUGUUUACCUCUCGGACCCUUUAGUACGAGGUUUCACUACUGCUGCAGCUGUACACAUCUUUAUGUCUCAGUUAAAGUAUUUGGUGGGCAUCAAAACUAAAAGAUACAGUGGACCGCUGUCAGCAAUUUAUUCAUUUCUUGCUGUGUGUGAAAAUAUUAAGGAAGCUAAUAUUGCAACGAUAAUUGUUGGAGGAAUUUGUAUUGUCAUCCUAUUUGGAGUGAAAGAAGUGAAUGCCCGCUGCAAAGAUAGAUUUGUUGCUCCCAUUCCUGUGGAGCUCAUUGUGGUGGUUAUUGGCACUGGUGUUUCUGCUGGGAUAGACCUCGCUGGGAAUUAUAAUGUAGAAGUCGUUGGAUAUAUACCCACCGGAUUGAGGACUCCUGUUCUACCUGACCUCAGUUUACUUUCUAAAAUACUUGCAGAUUCUAUUGCAAUUGCAAUAGUUGGAUUUUCUAUGACUGUGUCAAUGGGGAAGAUAUUUGCUCUGAAACAUGGUUACACUGUGAAUGGUAAUCAGGAACUUAUUGCACUAGGAAUCUGCAAUUUUAUUGGAUCCUUUUUCCAAACAUUUCCUAUCAGUACCUCAAUGUCCCGAAGCCUUGUGCAAGAGAGUACAGGAGGCAACACUCAGAUUGCUGGAGGAUUAUCUGCCUGCAUUGUGCUCCUCGUUAUAGUUGCUUUUGGUUAUCUCUUCGAAUCUUUACCUCAGACUGUGUUGGCUGCCAUUGUGAUGGUGAACCUGAAAGGAAUAUUUAAACAGGUUACGGAUAUACCUUUACUCUGGCGAACCAGCAAACAUGAACUUACAUUGUGGUCCGUAUCAUUUAUGGCCUCUUUUCUUUUGGGAUUGGACUAUGGACUCAUGGUUGCAGUGGGAUUUGCCAUUUUUGGAGUUGUUUUUAGAACACAAAGUCCUAAAUACAGAAUUCUUGGCCAGAUACCUAAUACAGAUAUUUACUGGGAUGUAGAAGCUUAUGAGGAGGUGCAGGAAAUCCCUGGGAUAAAAAUAUUUCAAUCAAAUUCCUCCCUGUACUUUGGAAAUGUUGACUUGUAUGUGAGUGCCUUACAGGAAAAGAUUGAAAUAGAUCCAACUGCAAUAUUAUUGGCAAAGAAAAAUCUUGAAAAGAAAAUGAAACAAAAAGCAAAGUUGGCAGAGGGAAAGAAGAACACCUUCCUAAAGUUGAGAAAAACUGCAAAAGAGUGUGUAGCUCAUGAGAGUGUGUCUAAAGAUCUUCAAAAUGAGGUUCAGAAAAGAAUUUCAAAUAUCCCCAAUACUGAGGAAUAUAGUGCAAGCGCUGAAGUAAGCGUGCCAGGUGCAAGCGCUGAAGUAAGCGUGCCAGGUGCAAGCGCUGAAGUAAGCGUGCCAGAUGCAAGCCAUGAUGAAGAACAAACAACAUUUGUCAAAUCAACAACUGACAUACACUCCUUAAUUCUGGAUUUUAGUCCAGUCAAUUUUGUAGAUACUGUUGGAACAAAGGGACUUAAAAUGAUGCUUGGGAAAUAUGAAGAAAUUGGAAUUAAUGUCUUCAUAGCUGGGUGUAAUGAGUCUGUAAUAACAGAUCUGGAUAGACAGGAAUUCUUUGGUGGCUCGAUUACAAGAGAUCUUCUGUUUCGUACUGUACAUGAUGCUGUGCUUCAUUGUCAAUAUAAAGCUGCUUCUGAGUCACUGUAGAAGAGUCCUUUACUGCAGUUGGCUGUCUUAAUGAAAUUUGCAGUACUUGGAACAGACAUCAUCUGGCAACUUGAAAAAUUGCCAGUACAGAAAAAAGCUAGGUAUUUUCAGGAAUGGUAACCAUUCAAAUAUAAUGACAGAACCAAAUUACACCAUUAAGACUAGUUAAAGUAUUUGUGAUCUACUUAUGAGCUCUAAUUUCAAUAUGUUGUAGAUUUGGAAUUGAGAAAUUUCUGCACUGAUAACUAACUUUGAAGUUGCUUUCAUCUAUUUAUAAACUUUAAACAUAUUUAUGAAGUUUCUCACUUUAAUUAUUUUUCUCUAUCCUUCAUGAGUUUUGCUUCCAUGUAGAUGAGCUGAGCAGAAUAAAUAGCCUUCUCACAGAACGGAACAAAUGAUCUGCUUCCACCUCCAUCCAUGCCUCUGCCAGCAUGUGGAGAGUCAAGUAGAAACAGUAUUCCCAAUUGUGCUAGCCAUGCUAGAGGAUAGGGUUUACUUUUAAUGCAGUUUGAAACCAUGCAUAUUUGAUUAUUGACCUUCAUAAACAUUUCAUUCGGAUGGUGAAAUAUAAAUGUAUACUUUUUAGCAUUUGAUUAAUGACGUUGACCAUUAUUGCUGUGGCUUUCUUUUGAAUUCUUCAUCUUAACCAAGAAGAGUGUGUUCUGAAAAGUAAUUCCCAAUAUAAUUCUGGUCAGCACUGUGUGUGUAAAAUAUGUCAGUGUUCUGUUUUUGUGGAAGUUACUAAUCAAAACCUGGAAUUAUUUACCUGAUCAUAUAUUUUCUCCUUUACUUGUUAUCUUUGUACAUCACAUCUAAUUGACAGAUUAAACAAGAGUUGGUUCCCCGGCUUCUGCCUACCCUUCUUGGUCAUGUACUGCUGAAUUUCCCAUUACUUUCAAUCCCUUUUUAAUUUGAAGUGCUUUCAUUGGAUCUAUUUUUGGAUGGUAAAAGCAAGACUGACUUUUCUAGUCUUACAAUUCAAGUGAGGUUGAAGUCAGCUGCACUACAACUCUUAUUUGAAGUCAGGUAACCCACUUGAUGUGUUUAAAUGUGAACCUUUCUUCCCCCCAGUGAGACUCUGCAAACUGCAAUUACAGGAAACUGCUAUAUAGAUGGCACUGAAUGUAUCAUUGUGAUAAUGUAAAUAGGUUUUUUUUUAAAUUAUGAACCUUGCCAAAAUCUCUAUUUUGAUAGUUUUUAAUCACAAAACCUGUUUUUCAUUACUCGGAAGUGACCAUUAGUUUUUGAUGUUUUGAAGGUCACUUGUUGCACAACCUAAAUUAGUAGCACAGUGUAAAUGAUACAAACUCUUAGACUGAUUUUGGGAUACAGAUACAACCAAAACUUAAUAAGAUGGUGGUAGGAAUGUAUGGGUGUUCCGCAUACUGGUGGGCAGGUGCCCAAAAGUACUGUUAAUUUUAAUUGUUAGGGCUGGUUUGCAUUCUGUGCUUGUUCAUUGUGCGUAAAUAUCCUAAGCAAACUGCUUCACUCUUUCUGUUCCCGGCUUCCAUUCUGUUCCACUUUGUACAAAGGGAGAAAAACUUUCCCUGUGCAUAUGAUGCAUAUAUUCACCUGACUGUAAUUUACUCUGAGAUUUGGAAUGGUUUUGGUUUUUUUUUGUGUGUGGAAGAGUUAUACACAAUGCACUGCAUUGAUGGUAAUAUGAUGGAUCCAUUGCUCAAAAUUUGUAUUUUUGUUUGAAAUGAUGACUUAAGUAAAUAUGAGAAUGUCUGUCUCAAAUUGAAUGAUAAGUCUUUGAAACCAGUUAUUUUAAACAGUCAAUGUAAGGUUUCGUCAUUCUUCAGACUAAGAAGGGCCAGAAAUUCAAUAUGACAUUUGCAUCUGACCAAAAGAAUUGGCUUCUGUCACGUAUGUGGAUAUCAAAAUGAAGGAAAGAUCAAGUUUUUUUUUCUUGGGAAAUGGAAGCAAUCUUGGAGCAUCACUGAGGAAGUGAGAUCCUACAUAACAUUUACAGUCUUGGAGGUUUUGUAUAUUUCCCAGGUUUGUUGCAUAGUAGAAUGGCACACUGAUGUGUUUCAUUGUUCCCAACGUCCAACAAACACUUGACUUUAAAUUUGUUUAUUUGUCAUUUGUAAACAAUCAUUAUCUUGCAAAAUUACACUUCCUCCAGCAAUCUGGAACAGUAACAAGCUCCCUGACACUGUUUUUAAACAUCCUAGACAUCUUGCACUUGGAAUGAUCAGGUUUAACAUGGUUUUGCUGUAGUGGUGUUUUGAUACAGUUGCCAUCUGAAUCCACCUGGAAUUGUGUAUAAAGUACAAUGUUAGUUUGCCUUAAAAGUGGAUAUUAAACAUCCACAUUGAAGAUCUUGCUCUUCCUUAGUUUGCAAGCUUAUGACUUUUCCAUUGUACCAAUGGCAAUGACUCCAUUUUAACAAUUCUGGAACUGUUCUGUUUUGUGUUGUGCUCUGAUUACUGAACAUAUUACACUAUAUAAAAUACAGAACAAAUUGCUGAUACAAGGGCAUAAGUUGAACUCUAAGGCUGCUAUUUGGGAUUUUAUAUCAAUCAAUUCUUGAAUACAAAUGUUUCAUUAUGAAAAUGCAAUUUAAUGUUAUUUGAAAUGUAUUUUUCUACUAUAUAUUAAAAAAAGUAUUGCAAGUUGUUCUUUCUGUGU